Terrapene triunguis (Three-toed box turtle) is the source of this 1995-nucleotide messenger RNA. It is a transcript of the gene CSRNP3, whose product is annotated as cysteine and serine rich nuclear protein 3. Gene Ontology annotation, molecular function: DNA-binding transcription factor activity, RNA polymerase II-specific; sequence-specific DNA binding. Gene Ontology annotation, cellular component: nucleus. The coding region runs from base 72 to 1811 and encodes 579 amino acids. Gene Ontology annotation, biological process: regulation of transcription by RNA polymerase II. The record is from RefSeq and is a predicted model, not a curated record. Lineage: Eukaryota; Metazoa; Chordata; Testudines; Emydidae. The transcript has 5 exons.
GGAAGUUCUUACAGCUUUUCUGCAACAAUUGUAGUACACUGUCUACAGGUACAUGUGACAGCGUUGCAGCUAUGAGUGGAAUUUUAAAGAGGAAAUUUGAAGAAGUUGAUGGCUCCUCACCCUGCUCCUCUGUGCGGGAAUCUGAUGAUGACAUUUCUAGCAGUGAAAGUGCGGACAGUGGUGAUAGUGUCAAUCCAUCCACUUCUAAUCAUUUUACCCCUUCAUCGAUCCUGAAGAGAGAGAAGCGGAAAAGGACAAAGAAUGUUCAUUUUAACUGUGUUACCGUGUACUACUUCACAAGAAGGCAAGGCUUCACCAGUGUCCCGAGUCAAGGAGGAAGCACAUUGGGCAUGUCCACUCGUCACAACAGCGUGCGCCAGUACUCCCUUGGAGAAUUUGCAAUGGAACAGGAGAGACUUCAUCGAGAGAUGUUAAGAGACCAUCUAAGGGAGGAGAAACUUAACUCUUUAAAACUGAAGAUGACAAAGAAUGGUACAGUGGAAUCUGAAGAGGCUAAUACUCUGACGUUGGAUGACAUUUCUGAUGAUGAUAUUGAUUUAGACAACACAGAAGUAGAUGAAUACUUCUUUCUACAACCCCUACCAACAAAAAAACGUAGGGCGCUGCUACGAGCCUCUGGAGUGAAAAAGAUUGAUGUGGAAGAAAAACAUGAGCUGCGGGCUAUCCGCCUAUCCAGAGAGGAUUGUGGCUGUGACUGCCGAGUGUUCUGUGAUCCAGAAACGUGUACUUGCAGCCUUGCAGGCAUAAAAUGCCAGGUGGAUCGUAUGUCUUUUCCAUGUGGUUGCACUAAAGAAGGGUGCAGCAAUACAGCAGGUAGAAUUGAAUUUAACCCCAUCCGUGUACGGACUCACUUUUUGCAUACAAUAAUGAAGCUUGAAUUGGAGAAAAAUAGAGAGCAGCAAGUUCCUGCACUAAAUGGUUGCCACACUGAGGUAAGUGCUCACACUAGUUCUCUGAGUACAGCACCCCACCCGGUAGAAUAUUCACUUGCAGAGAAUUUUGAGAUUGAAACUGACCCCCAGGCUGCAGUGAUGCACCUGCAGUCUGCUGAAGAUUUGGAUUGUCCUGGGGAAGAGGAGGAGGAGGAAGAAGAUGGAAGUAGCUUUUGUAGUGGAGUUACAGAUUCUAGUACACAAAGUUUAGCACCCAGUGAAUCUGAUGAUGAUGACGAUGAUGAAGAGGAGGAGGAGGAAGAAAAAGCUGAUGAUUUUGUGGAAGGCAUGGGCUCCCAUGCCGAUGUGGUGCCUCUUCCUUCUGUCCUUUGCUAUUCUGAUGGCACUGCAGUGCGUGAAAGCCACUCUAAAAAUGCCUCAUACUAUGCUAACUCUUCAACUCUGUAUUACCAAAUAGAGAACCAUGCCCCUGGCAGUAAUAACCAGAUCACUGAGACCUAUUCAGAAAGGGACACUGUUAAAAAUGGUAGUCUUUCUCUGGUGCCUUACAAUAUGACUUCAGAGCAGUUUGUUGACUACACACGGCAAUCAGAGGAAAGUUACAGCAGCUCUCAUUACCCUUCUGCAAACCCCUCUGUGAUAGUUUGCUGCUCCUCUUCAGAAAGUGAUAACAGCGUUCCAUGUAAUAGUUUAUACACUGAACAUAGGCCAAGCCACCCUCAAGUGGAAUUUCACUCAUACUUGAAAAGUACCUCUCAAGAUGGAUUUGUUUCAGCUUUGAACGGUGACAGUCAAAUACCAGAGCAAGCUGCUGAGAAUUCUAUAAGCCUUUCAGAUAAGAGCAGACUGCAUGAAGAGUGUAUCAAAUCAUCUGUAGUGGAAACAGUACCUGUUUAAUUUAUUAAGAUAUUCUAGGACUGAAUCCCUUUAUUUAAAUGCACUCCAACUGGAUUUCCUAGAAUCAUAAUUUUUUAAGCUGUGGACUAAGAAAACUUGGACUAUGGUUAAUAUUCCAGACACAUUUUGUUUUUUUCUUUCAAGCUACAUGGCUGUGGCAUUGCACAAAAACAGUUCAUGUAAA